GGAAAUCGCUAAGGGUCGACCUAGAGGUUGUGGAUUUGACCAGAGACUUAGUGUUACAUAAAUAGCAACGUGGCUUACUACUGCUAUGGAAUAUUUGUAACAGACUUUCGUUGGAUAAAUUCCAAAGUCCAAGCAAAUAUGGAACAGUCGUCUGGGACACCGAACCUCAUCGUUAACGAAACUUUAAACACUGAUAUGAUCAACAACGAACAAAAACAUGGACAUAACAGUAUCCAACCAAAGGAUAUUCAUAUAUCAACUACUUCAGUAUCUGCACAUCAUCGUCGCAAGCGGUCGCAUAUAUCAUCAUUAUCGGGGCCUGUGCAUGCAGUUAAUCAUAUAGAAGCACCUACAUAUGGAGAAUAUGGAUACCCAUCGUUAAAAGAUCAUGUUGACAUUGUAGAGUCGACAGACGAGGAAAAUGUACUUCUUAGUUGCAAUCCUGAACAUUUUUUACGUAGUGAUUCAACUCUUAGUGAAAAAUCCGUAGAUUCGCUAAAGCUUGCUAAACUCGAUCCGGAAUUUCGUGACUUGAUCUCACGUUAUGUCUGCUCGGAAUAUGUAGUUCAUUGUCUUGAACUGGCAGGCUUUUGUACACCCUAUGUUGUCGCCCGACUAGAUGAUCAUCAGUUACAGAGGCUCGAGACGUUUGUUGGACAUGCUUGUUCGAUUAUGAAGUCAAUUACCUUACGAGAGCAUUUCGUAGGGCCUAUUUUUGCAAAUGAUCCAUUAAAGUUUAAACUGCCCUCAGGUGCUGCUUGUGGAAUUCUUUUGGCUGCACACGAAAUUCGUCGGAGGUAUCGUCGAUCUCAAUUAUCGAUAGAGGGUCAAAAUUCUAUUGAUGAGGAUAUCAUAAUUGUCCCAGACUCAUGUGAUCAGAGCUUCAGUGAUAUAGGUUGUCAAACAGAUUCGUCAUUGUCUCACUUAAUUUCUUCAGCAUCUUCGCCGCCUGUUACCUUGGCUGACCCAUUACCAAGCAACUUUGUGGAAAAUUCGGAUUCAACAUCUCCAACAUCUGUGGUAAAUUUGACGUCGAAAACUCACCUUUCAGAUUCCCCGAAUCCCUCACGCAGGUCAGAACCAAGCGUUCCACCUUCUGACGGACCAGCAGUGAUCAUGGCUGCUGCUCUCCAAGCUGCCGCAGCUGCUGUCAGUGGAAAUGGAUACAAUAAUAUCACUUUGUUUUCCAAUUCUUUACCCGAUGAAAACAGUUUAACGACACUCUCUGGUUUAAGUAGCUGUAACUCUGGUGAUACUAAUCCUGUGCUUCAUCCAGGAACUAGCAUCUCUCCUGUUUCAUCACGUAAUACGAUUCCAGUGUCAAACAUGCCUCCUGUCGCCAUCACAUCAAAUGCUAUACCAUCUCAUUCUCAAUUUUUGAUCAGUUCCUCUCCAGUCGGAUACGGAAAUGGAUUAUUUGAGAAUGAUGGAGUCAACUUGGAGCGCUUGAAACAGCAUUCUUCAGCUAGUGCAAUCAGGUUAGCAUCACGACAGUUUGUUAACGCUUACCUUAUGCGUGGUCGAGAUUUUGAUAUGGAAAUGGAAUUGUCAGUGACACCUGAGGGUUUUAAACGUGUUACUGGUAUAUUCUAUUGUCAUCUCUGCAGAGAGAAACGUGAGCGCACAUCAGCUGUACGCUUUUCCAUAGCCCGCAACAGGUAUCCAGUUUUGAGUAAUGUACUAUCGCACUUAAAAACACAUUUUCAUUAUCGGGGUCAAACGUUAUCAGGAUUGCAGGCUGCGGUCACCCAACAAACUCAGAACUUACUCAAGUCGGCUAAUGCGCUUAAUGAGUCUUUUAUUGGAGAAGGUUUAGGUCAGUCUCCAGGGCCGUUCAACAAUUCGAGCUGUCGCACUGAUUUAACUGUAGAACAUACAACUAAUUCAUCUAAUACAUCGCUUCUGCCCACAUCUAUUUCUCUUAACCAAUUUCAGUUACAAAUGAAACCUGAACCAGGAAACUACACAUAUACUAUUGAGGCUGAGGGCAUUGAAGACUCUAGUUCUGUGCAUCAGAUUUUCGACAGUUUAUCUCCGCCAAAUAGAUUAAGCUCACCGAAUACCAAAGGUUCGUCUCCCACUCGAGGUUUGGAACUCAAAGUCGUCAUCCCAUCGCGACCAAAUACAGAUAGCCAAUGUAAUACGCUAACUUCGUGAUGUACAUCUUAUAACUUUCCCCCACAAAUAUAUGAUUCUCAUGUUAUGAAUACUGACAUGCCUGUCCCAAAUAUUUUUUUCAAGCAUUAACACUUCGAACAUGUACACAGUGUUUAUUUAGCAUUUCUAUCCAUUCCAUAGAGGGAAAUGUGUGUAAAUACCAAUAGUUUAUUAUCAUCGAUAUUCAGAUAAUAGCGUGUAUAAUUUGUAUAUAAAUCCUUUUAUUGAGUACUCAAUCUUCCUUUAUUUUUACAGUUUAGAAGUAUUUUUCAUCUUAGAAUAAAAUGAAUAGACAAACAGUUGGAAAUCGCAAAAUAGAAGAAAUCCAGGACUCAUCAGAAGUGCACAGUGAUGACUUUAUACGGGAUCGAAAUUCUGAGGUCCCGGGCAUUGCAACACAAUGUUCAAUUAUUGAGGAUUAGUAAAUCUCUUCUCAUUUAGUCAUAGUCAUUUACUGGUGAGUUUGUAACAGUUCUAUAUUCAGUGUUAAGUUGUUUGAUGAUAAAGCUUCUCAUAGGUAUUUUAGGGACAUUCUCAGUGGGGUGGUAUAAUAUUCGAUCACUUGUGGAAGGAAGAAUAUUAGGGUCUGAGGACCCUAAGUUCUUGCUCUAAGUAUUACAAGACUAAUUAGGAGUAUUGACGUUGUUAUUUGUUUAAAAAUUAGUGUAGUUUAACGCUUCUAGUUAGGGCUUAAAUAAAACCAAAUAUGAAAAAAGACUACGCUUGUAAAUCUUUCCUGUAAAAUGUUUGUAUGAACACCGGUGCUGCGUGAUUUUUCGAAUGAGAUAUUGUGCAGCAAAAAGGCAACGUUGCAUUCAACUAUUGUCUCACUCACUAACUUUGUUUCAAACAUUAGGAAAGCUAAUUGGAACACUUAUUAAGUUAUUUUGACAUACAAUUGAUCACCAUCCACCUAUUUGUCCCACACACUUUCAGGUAUUUAUUAAAUUUGAAAUCCAUUUUAUAAGUUACUCCAAACGUAAUCGAAAUUAGGAAGUGGAUUACACUUCGUUCCGAUAAUGAGUUCGAUUAUUUUUCCAAAUUAAAUACUCUAAAGAUGCAGAUUAUUGUUUGUGACAAUUAACAUUCACUGGUUACUACAACUAAAGAGCGUUGAUUACUGAAAUCGAUAACCGAUUUUCCAUGAAACAAUUUUUCACCGUACAGACAACUUUUAGUCCAUUUUUAUCGCACUUGAUCAGAUUAGAGUUGUGUCCAACUUAUGAUCAUGAUAUUUUAGGGAUUUUUUUUAGCCAUACUGUAUUACCCUAAAAUGUUCUCAUUAGCAUAGCUAUUGUUUGAUAGGUUUAACUUAUUCCUUAUCAUAAGGCGAUGGUUUAGCUCACUAUGUUAUUCUUAUGAAAGCCGCCACAUUUCAUGCAAAUGAAAUAUACAAGGCAACAGAGUUUUCAUAAAAAGCUUUUAUCUUAUGAAAUACGGAGUUCUGUGAUAUUUCGCAAGACAUGAAUACUUAUAUAAAUGAGCAAACUCAAUACCAACAAAGUUAAAUUCGAUUCCAUAUAAGGUUUGUUGGGAUGUCUAACGCUGCUGAACAACUCACAAGCACAAUAUGAAUCAUAAUACUAACCAAUUAGUAAAUGUAUACACUAAGCAUGUUCUAAUUUAUAAGUCGCUAACUAGUAGAUAUGAUCCCUAGUCUAUCUUUGUUUGUGUAAUGUAACGUAGUCUGUUAUAUUUGAGCGAUGAAAUAAAGCAUUGUUCAGCUAACCAGUCAAUUUUUUAUACAUUUUCAUUUGUGAACUUAAAAAGUGUGAAAAACAACAAAUUAAACAAUGUAAUAGUAAUGUGGUGAAAUGUAUGGAGUGUAAUGAAUUCAAUUUAGUGGAUUAUUACCUGGGUUUAAUGAGAAAUGGAGACAAUUAAAAAAGACUAUGCAACCGAUUAAGGAUAAUU
Schistosoma spindalis is the source of this 4071-nucleotide messenger RNA. The record is from the annotation of a GenBank genome assembly. Lineage: Eukaryota; Metazoa; Platyhelminthes; Trematoda; Strigeidida; Schistosomatidae.